AGGAUCUCGAAACCGUUCUGAUAUCAAUUUACAUGAGAACUUUCGAUUUAAAUUUUAAAGACGCACACCUACGUAGGAACUAUUUACAAAAGAUGAAACCAUGGCACUGUUUAUGCUACUAACAACACGUCGCAGGACCUCGUACCGAUGAUAGAAAUGGUAUUGAUUUUCUUGUUAAAUUUUCUCAACAUCAACGUCGUUUCAGGGGAAAACAGAUAAAUAGGCUUUUAGAUGUUGACAUAUGGUAUACAGGUAUGGCAGACCUUAAAAAAUCCAAGAUAAAAUCCCAUUCUUGUGAGGCCUGUAGAUAUUCGAUGUGUGGAGAUUGCAACUUAACACAUUCUACGGACGAUGUCACUAAACAUCAUGGUAUCCAUGCUAACCCUGAUGUAUUUAUCGGUUAUCGAGGUCAAUGCAAUGUCACUAUGCACGCUGGGAAGAUACUAUGGAGUUGGUGUCUUACUUGUUUACUUCCAGUAUGUCAAAGAUGUGUGACAGAUGAUAUUCACGAUAGUCACAAAAUUGUCGAUAUUGUAACAGAAUACAGACAUCGCAAGGAGCAAACCAAAAAAUCAAUUACUUCUAUCCGGGAUGAUUUUUUGCAACGUUGUCUUGCAAUGUAUGAACAAAAAUCGUCACUAUUUUUCACUAUCUUAUUGAAGAACAUAAGUUAUGAAAAAUGUCAACCUGAAAAACUAAAAAAUAUUAUUAAUGUUGCAUUGAAAGUAAAAUUACCCUUUUUAAGACUAGGUCAACGAACAAUUAUGAAACAAAAGGAAAUUUUAAUACAUUUUAUUAAAUCUUUGGAGUCAGUUUUUGACGAUGAAAAAGUAUGUGAAAGACCAGUAAGUUACCUUAAGACGUUGAAAAAAGUGUCUUUUGUCUACGAUAGAGAUUAUUUAGAUCCAUCUGUGAAGUUAGAAACGAAGAUGAACUGCAAAUUUUCUGAAGAUGAUAUUGAAGUUAUGAUAUUUAAGAGCCAAUUUUCACCGAUGCAAUUUCCCAAACAUUGGAUGAAAAGAAACAAAUACACUAAUGAAGAAGGGAUGCAAUUUUUGAAUGCCCUAGAUACGGACUUCCAUGAAACUAGAAGUCGAACUUGUCAAGACUGCUUAAAAGAAUUCCCUGGUCAGUGGGAGACACAGCCUGAAAUCGAGGUGCUGUUACGAUGGUGUCGUGCUUGUAAACAUCUGGUUUGUCCACAGUGUGUGACAACCAAGAAACACAAAAAACAUGAAAUUGUUGAUAUUGAAUCCGAAUAUAGGCUACAGAGGAAAGAAACCAUACUGUCAUCGAAUACAUGUAGUUUCAUCACAAAUUACUUGUUACCCAAAUGUCGUGACAUGGAAAAACAGGUAAACAAAAAGAAAGAAUUUUUUUCCAGAGAAAAUUUAAAAUAUCAGAACGCUUUUCUUGCAGAAAAGUUGAAAAAUAUCAUAAAUGUUGCUUUGAAAAGCAAGAUGAAUGACUUAAGACAAAGCCAAAGAACAGUUUUAAAGCAAAGCGAAAACUUACUGCAUUUUAUUAAAUCAUUGGAGAUUGUCUUGGACGAGGAGAGAGCAUUCCAAACGCCAGUGAGCUUUCUUGUGGCUUUGAAAAAAUAUCACGUUAUACAACCUGUGAAAUUAGAAACGAAGUUAAUUUCGAGGUUUUCUGAAGAGAAUAUUGAAAAAGGAAUGUGCCAAAACUAUUUUUUACCCAUGGACUUCGGAGCUCGUCUCAUUUCAGAAGAAGAACUACAUGUAAGUGGAAGACCUACCCACAUUUCUCCUUGCACGGAGAAGAAGAUUUGGGUAAGCUCCUCCGGGACACUGUAUGUGCAUAACUUCUCUUUCAAAUACCAGAAAUAUGAUCCGAUCAAAGAUAUAUGCAUAAGUGAAAACGGUGUCCACACGGUUAGAAAGUCCAAACAACCGAUUUACAUAGAUAUAAAUGGGGACUUAAAAUCAUGUUCACUGCUUACAAAUUUCACGUCAACCUUGCCACUAAAGAGAUCAGACGAAUGGGUUAUAUCAUGUAUUUACUGUUCACCUCGCAAUGAAAAUUUACUUGUUGGGUUAAAAAGUGUUGGUGACAGUAAAGUUACCGUUUAUGAUGAACUUGGAAAUGAACUUCUAACAAUUCAAGUUAAUGAAAAACACCAGAACCUUUACUGCAAUCCAGUAUUCAUAACAGAAAAUCGGAACGGUGACAUCGUUGUGUCUGACCGCGGUACAAACUCAGUUGUGGUGACUGACCAAACCGGAAACUUCCGGUUUACAAUUGAUGGAAACGAUGUCGUAAAACGGAAACAAGGGUUUUAUUCAGUCUGCACGGACUCUUUGUCCCGCAUUCUGAUUUGCUCCGGAAGUGGAUUGUUAGUAUUCGAUAAAAAUGGUACUUUUCAAACCUAUUUUACUCCAAGAGAAUCACUAGCUUUUCGGGGAUAUUUUUUACCAUACGCGCUGUGUUAUGACACCGAAAAUGAAAUCUUUUGGGUUGUAAGUAAGAAAAAAAACCGCUAUAUCGUGUCAGGAUUUAAGUUUUAAAAAGGUAUUUGUUUAAUUUCAUCAAGUUCAAUUCUAAAAACAGAAACUAAACUGAGAGAGAGAGAGAGAG
Messenger RNA from Magallana angulata, 2598 nucleotides. RefSeq lists its product as uncharacterized. The record is from RefSeq and is a predicted model, not a curated record. NCBI's taxonomy places the organism in Eukaryota, Metazoa, Mollusca, Bivalvia, Ostreida, Ostreidae. Gene Ontology annotation, molecular function: zinc ion binding. The coding region runs from base 255 to 2528 and encodes 757 amino acids. The transcript has 2 exons.